This is a messenger RNA of Phytophthora infestans T30-4, 3153 nucleotides long. RefSeq lists its product as uncharacterized. The coding region runs from base 1 to 3081 and encodes 1026 amino acids. Lineage: Eukaryota; Oomycota; Peronosporomycetes; Peronosporales; Peronosporaceae. The transcript has 3 exons. Gene Ontology annotation, molecular function: protein binding; metal ion binding. The record is from RefSeq and is a predicted model, not a curated record.
AUGCGUGCGCGCCACCGAAGUCACAGUAAAGGCAACGGAAGCCGAAGUCAGGCCCCGGUCGAAAGACCCACGCGGACACUCGUGGUCGUCUCCACUGCUACACAUGACCCGCUAGGUGUACCGUACAACAUAGCUCAACUGGUCUUGACAUCGAUGAUGGAUGCUGACAGUGGGCAUGGAAUUGCAGAAGUCGACACUGUCCGACAAGCUUGCGUACAAGUCAGACACUCUGCAUCAAGCCAGCAAGAGCGCCAGGCAUCCGGUGCCGUCGACAACGGAGCACCUCUCCUGCUCCGAUGGACGUCGCUACAGCUUACGGAGCUCUUCGACAUGAAAGGAAAUGGCUGCAUCAACAUUGUGCUCGGUGGUUUUGCCGUCCUCACUUUUCAAUUCACAACGCCGACGACACCAACCACGUGGCUCAACAGCUACUUGGGUAGCAGUUGUCGAGGCAGCAUCCGUAGCUGCGACUUCCAGAGUCGUAACAACAGCGCAGCGUCGCCUGUGUCGGCUCGCAACGCUCUGCUGUCUGCGUCGUCUAUCAACGCGCUCGUGACCGACCGCGAGCUGUUCACCACAGCGGCGAGUGUCGUACCCAAGCUUCGAUCUGUUGUAGAACACCGAAAGGACAUGUUCCGCACCAGUAGUGUGUGGCAAAUGGCACCGUCAGACAGACAGCAACCGCCGUGUUGGGUCGUUAAGAAGAAGCAGCACGGCGCUGAGAUCAGUGAGUUCGAUCGAGCCAAACUUUCGUCGGUAAGAAGCACGGAAGGCCCCAACUGGUUUCGAGGAUCGACGCGAGUCGCCGACACGCGCCACUCCAUGAUCGAGUCCCGCGGCUCCAUCUACACGCGCAAUGCGUUCCUCGGAGAGCACACUCAGUCCGAAAUUCGAGCGAGAGAGCUGCUACAAUGGCCACUAAAUGAUCUCAACGUCACCUACGCUGCAUCAGCUCAAGUCACACUGAACUGCAGACUAGGGGAAGCGAUGACGAUGCUGUUCAGCCGCGAGACACUACAGUUCGAUGCAAGCAUGGACGCUCUAUUCGGUGCCAGGAAGUACAAGAGCGGUGAUCUACUGGUCUCACGCGAGUUCCGCAAGAAUCUCGCGAUGGAUUUCGGAGACGACAGCUCGCCUUGUUGGGAAGACGAAGACCUGAACGAUCUGUGUCAACCUGGCUGGGUUGCGCUGCAAUCCGUGGUGCUACGUUCGCGUCGAUCUUUGAACCCAAUGGCAGCAGCUAAGCACACGAGUCGUCGCCAGAGACUUUGCUUUGCGGCGUAUUCGCAGCUCUGUCCUGAUGCUAACGAGGCGUUCUACACCAUGAAGACUCUACCCAAGCCUAUGCACGAUAAGUUCACUGGCUGUAGAGACCAGCGUGCGUCAGAGCAGGCGCUUCGAGGCGAUAUGGACCACAUUGCUGCCGGCUAUCACCUCAUGAGCUCGUACAGCGACUUGAAUGGGCAUCAGACACGGAUCACGAUGACUGCGUACGUCUACAGUCCAGCCACCGAUCCAUCACGGGUGCGUCCGAGGUUCUGGGCUAAAGGCCAGCCUGGUGUUGGCUCGGUUUCCUCUCGACGACACUAUGCAGUACCGACAGCCAAUGCUGAAGCCAAGUACGUCGUGAAUACCCUAGCUGCAGCGACAACGUCAUUUGAGCAGCUCGUGCGUCGUCGUCGGUUGGGGUACCAGCCAUUCCUCCACAUGCCUGCAGUCCACCACACAACCCAGGACAAUCGAUGCAGCGUGUGUCGAAAGAACUUUGGACUGUUACGCUCUCAGCGGUACUGCCAGCUCUGUGCACAGCGUGUCUGCCGCGAAUGUUCGAGAAAGUUUGACGUGGAGCCAGUAGCACGCAGUGUGCGACGCAAUCGAAUUUGUUUCGCUUGUGUGGCCAACGUGGAUGCCAGCGUGUUCCAACAAGAAAACCCGCUGCUAAACACAUCGCUUCCUAGAGCUUCGAUUGCAGAAGCCAGGACGAAUAACCGAGAGGACGAAGAAGAAAUAGGUGCGAAGAUUUCCACCGCCUUCUACAAUAUCCUGCUCAACAACGACCACUCUCGUACAUCACAAUCAACCCAGAAGGCAUCAACUUCACAGGCGUACGAGGCACAAAUGCACCGACUGGACCGCAGCAGCAGUGCAGCUACCGUUUCGACGUCAUUUUCAUCCACACCUGGACGGCAACUGGCCGACGCACUGUUUUCAAGUGACCCCCUGACCAGGGCGCGGGCAUUGGAAGUUGUGCGCCAAGUGGUGAAGCAGGUGACAUCCGAUUCGGCACCAACGAACUCAAAUUCUACAGUUUCGUCCUCUUCGACGUUGAACCCGUCGAUUCCGGUGUUUCAUUCGCAGUAUCCGGACAGGAAAAUGGUGGAUAAGUAUCUGGAGGCUCGUCUGCAUCUAUCGAGUAUAUCGCUCAGUGGCGAGCCUACAGUCGCAUACAGCAGCAGCGACGCUUCUCGCAGUCAAUCAAGUUCGUUCUACAACCUCCAAGAAGUGACACAGCGUCGACGAUGUAGUACUAGCGGUCAAUGCUCAUCGUCGUUCGUCCGACCUACGGUCCUGCCGCGACCAUGGACCACGGCGACGAAUCUGGAGACGGAGCUUGACUUGGACGAUGACCUGAACUCGGCAGCGCUGGAUUCAGUCUGCGAGGUUGCUGCCAUCCGCAUGCGUUGUUCAAUCGCGUACAUUGUGGCGAUUAACGCCAUGAACUCCCACGCUCAGCGCAUUGUGGGAUCUUCCGGUGCUCCGCGUCCAUGGACCGAAGAGAUGACGGUUUGUCCGUUCCCUCUCGUAGCUAAUGGCAAGCCUUUCGUGAUUAAAGAUCCUGCGCGUGACGCACAGCUACGUCAUCUGCGACUUGUUCGCGACAUCGGCGUGCGCUUCUUCGCUGGUUUCCCCAUCAAAUCACCUGACGGCGUUGUUGUUGCCUGUUUGUGCACAGUAGACGCCAAAGCCCGCGAAAAGAUCUCGCUGGAGGACCUCAAGGCCAUGCACGCGCUGUCUAAGCUCGCCUCCGACCUGUUCGAGGAGGAGGUGAACCCAUACACGCCGCGGAAUAAUGCUCGUUGAUGAGUGACUUCAACUUCAACAUUUUGUUACUUUAUGCUUACUUAAUCACCACUUCAAUUUUUCCACUUGAAA